Molecule: messenger RNA, 1245 nt
Organism: Gigantopelta aegis
Lineage: Eukaryota; Metazoa; Mollusca; Gastropoda; Neomphalida; Peltospiridae
Product: multiple epidermal growth factor-like domains protein 11
Exons: 5
Coding region: 1-876 (291 amino acids)
Molecular function (GO): scavenger receptor activity
Source: RefSeq, a predicted model, not a curated record
AUGUGUGCAUUUUAUUUUCAAACAUCAGCAUGCGCCAGUGGACUAUGGGGUCAGACGUGCAGCUACCACUGUGGUCAUUGUAAUGGAUCUUCCUGUGACAGACAGUCUGGGAAUUGUCAGUGUGAGACUGGGUGGGCUCCGCCGAGAUGUACAUUAUGUGCAGACUUCUGGUAUGGAGAAAACUGCAACAAGACUUGUAACUGUAGAGACAGAACUGAAAUUUGUAACAAGAGAGGAGGGCAAUGUACAGCUUGUCCAGAUGGGUGGACUGGAACAGCGUGCGAUCAAUGUGUUGAGGGGAAAUACGGAGAACACUGUAAUCAGACUUGCGACAACUGCAGGGACAAACAAUGUGAUCGUUUGACUGGAUCUUGUCUUGGUGGAUGUGCUGCUGGGUUUACUAAACCUGAAACUGGCUGUACAGAGAAACUUGAGUCAGAUACACACGAUAACAAGGCUGCUACUAUAAACACAGGCCUGGCCAUUGCGACAGGACUAGCUAUGGCUUUACUUGUUAUGGGCGCCAUUGUUUCAGUAUGGUAUUUUAGACGUAUAAAGGCGAGACAGAGACACGGUGAACGAGACAGUUCUAAAAGGAAUGCGGACCACAUAAAUGAUCGAGAAUACGAAAAUGUUGGAGCACAACACAUUGAUUCCGGUAAUGAAGUUGAUAAUGUGUCCAACACAGGAGAGCCUACUCCACUGGGAAGCCAUAGUACCUCAGCUCCGACAAGUGAUCAGAAUCCACAAGAUGGUGGUAUCGAGGGUGGUUAUGUUAAUGUAGUGCAAGAUAUUCAAAUGAAUGAUUAUGAAAAACUUGAUACUUCGACACAUACCACUUCACAGAAUGUCUAUGAAAAAAUAACUGGUAUAUAAUGCCAGUAAAUUCUCGUGUAGCCAAUUUGUUCACAACAUUUAGCUGUACAUUUGGUCUGGCUACAAGCAAAUAUACACUAUUAAAUGAGUGCUGAUAUAGACUAUUGCAUACACGUGUAUUUAGUUAUGUAAUGGUGAUAAUUAUUAGUUAUAUAGAAAAACAUAUGCACGUGUAAGUGUGACAUAGGGGUUUUAAUAUUCCAUGGUUUGGCAUUAGCAAUAUGUGUUCUACAAUACUGUCAAUAUUGUAAUAUCAAUGCAUCAUUCGGCGACCGUUUGUGAAAUAACAAACCAAUCAUGUUUCUAUCAGAAUGAUUUUGAUAAAAUCUGAUUUAUCUGGAAGCUAUAUCGUCAUUUCUAUUAGCUUAC